Molecule: messenger RNA, 2605 nt
Organism: Amoebophrya sp. A25
Lineage: Eukaryota; Dinophyceae; Syndiniales; Amoebophryaceae
Source: the annotation of a GenBank genome assembly
AUGGAACGCUUUUUUCGCAUUGGGUUUUUUUUGUCCAGCUGUCUGAUGCUCGCGAAGAUCGCACGUGACCGAACUUAUGCUGGCAUUUUUCUGAAGCGUGGUCUUGCUGUGGAGACUACUUCGGAUGUUGACACGACGGACAGCACUAGCCGGUCCGGCUCGUCUGUUGCCACGUUUGUGCAGCGUUUUCUGCUGCCGCGUGCAACGGGUGUGGAGGGCGGCUCGUCUUUGAAUAUCGGGCAGGAGCUGGGACAAACGUGCGAGUCCGCACUGUGCGCAGACGUGACUUCGGUGCUGAGCUUGUCUCGUGGCACUCUCGUGAACAGCGCUGUGAUGUGGGGCGCAUAUCCUGUCUCGCUUCUGGUCACCCUCAUUUUUCUCUGGGGCGUCUUCACGGACGCGGACGGCGCUGGCGAUCUUGGCAGCGACAGCAGUCUGAAGAGACUCUUCAUUGUCUGUCUAAGUACUUUUUUCAGCGCGACUAUUAUGGCCUCUUAUGAUAAAUUCAUUACCUGGAGUUCGAGUUGUCUUGUUGUUGUUUCUUCACAGACUACAAGAUCAUACAUCGGGAAAUGCAUCUCGAAGUACAACAAGAAGUGAAUGAUCAUGAGUUUGACACCGCCUUGACGCCGGUUGCAUUGUCCCAUCCUUGCCGCCGGUAAUCAUGAUGGUCGAUGGCGACUACAUCUGUGAUUAUCUUAAUCCGCACUGCGCUGUAAAUUCCUUACCAUGAGUUUACCUCUGUGUAAGUUUUGCUUCACAAAUGGCCAGUAAGGGCCGAACCUGAAGCACAUGACCAUGACCACCUUGCCUAAGGCCGACUGGAUUCAGCAUGGUAGGAGUUGGGCACUAGAAAUUGCAAAGAAGGAACAACUCUGCUUCUAAGACGUGCGUAUUUCACUUGGCCAAGCUGGUGCGCGACAUCAAGAAAAUUAUCUCUCCACUCCAGCGGCCCUUCCGCUGCCUCGUCGUUGGCGCUUUCCUGCUCAGCACCGCCGUCAACUUUGCUGUGAUUGUUACGGCUUCAUCUUCGAUGGUUCAAUCACUCUCACCAUCCCCUUUGUCAAUCUUCAAUUCGCCUUCACAGCUGUUUUUUCUUGGUUUGAGGCCUAGAUAAUAUAGAUAUCUAGGAAGGCGGAGUCAAUGAUGAGGGAAAAGCAAACUCUUCUACAUCUACUGUCAGCAGUAGAUACAGCGGUCAGUGAGUUUCAGAGUUCUAAGAUUAGCGCUGCUGACGUGACCGGGCGCACGGAGGUCCGUCUGUUUCUGCUCAUGGGGUUCUUUUUCCAGGUCGGGUCGUGCAUGAACCUCGUGAAGCUUGUCCGCGAUAAGCAGGAAGUGCUGAAGGCGGAUCGCCAGCUUUUACAGGAAGCCGCGUUCUUGCGCAAGGGGGCUGCCGUUUAAGGCAGAACAGGAUAGCUGUGCAGCUGUCUGCUGCGCACUUGGAAGGAUAAACGUUGAGCUCGCUAGUCAUAAACAUAAUUGUGAGUAAAAAAGACAGAGCCACUGAAUUUUCCGAAUGGUCAUAACAGGGACAUACACAUGACAUGAAUUUUCCGAACAUAUUAAUUUACUGCUUCGCUAUCGCUUUACGCUGACUCAGCACUAGAAACGGAGAGAAUUAUGUACGAAAGAACAAUGAGGGUGGUGGAUCGACUUUACGACGAACUACAAGGAUUUCAGGCUAGCAAAUUUCUCAACAUGAGCAUAUUGUCGUCUUGAAAGCGUUCGCUGGCUGAUGAAAAUUCAUAGAUAAAAAAGAUAUCGAUGGCUUUCUAUCGUAAUCGUGCAAAGAAAGUUUUGACCACAGGGAGCUGAUUAAUUAUCAACUUAUGAAUGGGUGAAAGUAUUUUGUUGUGAACAUGAACAACAUCAUAACUCCGUUGGUUGAGUAGACAAGCUGCACAGCAAUCACUAGUUGUAUUCACCGAGAAAUCUUCGACAUUUCUAUGUAUUCAUCUACAUCUUACUUACAAACAUAGAAGUCACUCAUUGCAAACGCAGUUGGAAACCAUUUUCACAGGCGUCAUCGACUCCUUACCGCCCGUGGGCUUCAAUAUUUAUAUAGGCUAUUUAUCUAAGUACAAUAUAGAUAGAUAGUUUUGUUGUAUGAGUUAACCAAUUACUUGUAUUUACAGUUGCUUUGAGUGACUAUACGAGCGGUCCUUUGUUGUUUCGUCUUUACUCGCGCCUCGUUUGAAAUGUAAUGAACUCUGUUCUUGCAAUCGGUGCCCCUCCCUUACCGUCCCCACAUCCCCCCACUUCCAAAAUGAUAGGAGUUCUAUCGCCUAAGUUGUUAUAAUCUUUUAUUUGUUGUCGUUACCUCUCUUGUUUUGCUUAGCCUGUUUUUCUCUACAAAAAAUGGUUCCUCGCGGAUGCGGUAGCAUUGGUGGACUAGUAGCGUAGUGAUCUCAAUCCUUACAUGUAUUGACGAAAGUCGUCAUUUGUUGUAUAGACAGUUACUAACCACCAAGCACCACCAAAGAAGUAUAAGAAGGGUGCGGUUACUUUCUCGCAGUGAGUGGGGAUGGGGGCACUUCCUGGGAGAGAAAAAUCAAUAAGCAGUAGACGGUCUUGCAUGUCUGCAUGUAUACGACUAACUAAG